AUGAAUUUAAACGGUCAGAGACAACAGCCUGCUCCGCUUCCUGUCGACUUCUCUUCGGUCCCCGUGGACUCGCUUGAAACUCUCCGUAAUCGUCUCAAUCAGGUGCACAUUUCACUUCGGAAACUCUUUGAUCAAAUUAACCAUCAUAAUCGUCAUCCAUCCAAAGUCCGUCUUCCAAGUUAUACACAUCUUCAGAGUCAAUUCCAGAUUCUUCUUACUCAAUUACACCUGCUCACAGCCAAUCUCGAGGCCAACGGCGAGAUUCUUAAAACAACAAACGUAUAUCCAUUACCAUCAUUCCCAGCAACGCAACAAGAAAACUUACUUACAACUCUAUUAAGGAAAAAACCGCUUCCUGAAAUCGACGAAUGGAUAGAAAAUGCUCUAGUUCGAGGAAAGCAUGAUGAUGAAGGACUGGCCACAAUUCAACUGAAUGAUGAGUUUGCACAAUGGUGUCUGGCCAAAGUUGAAGAACUCCAAGAAGAAUUCCAAUUCUGGGGGUUCAACACAACUCAAGAAUUAGAACAUGCUGCAAGUGAACAAGGUAAACAGGAGAAGGCUGAAAAGGAGGCUAUUGAAAGGGAAAAGAAGGAUUUGGAGCUCAAGAUUACCGACAAUGAUCGAAAGCCACUCCAUCCGAACCAAGUUUUGAAAUUUAUGUAUCAAGACGUCAAUCCUGUUACUCCUGAUAUUUAG
This is a messenger RNA of [Candida] anglica, 696 nucleotides long. The record is from the annotation of a GenBank genome assembly. NCBI's taxonomy places the organism in Eukaryota, Fungi, Ascomycota, Pichiomycetes, Serinales, Debaryomycetaceae.